AUGCGGAAGCAUAAGAAACCCCACGUGUGUAACGAAACAUACUGUAAGACCUGCAAAGACUUUGUGGAAGAAGAUCACCAAUGUUUUAUGCAGCCAGUGGAAGAGGAUGAACCUACGACUGCAACCGAUAACACAAAGGACAUCAAAUAUAUAUUUUUUGACUUUGAAUGCACACAAGAUCAACAGCUCCAGUGCGAGAAAGGAUGUCUUUCAGGCGCGGAUGGAAAGUGUGUUAAUUGCAAUAAAGCAAAUUGUGGCUCAUUUGAACAUCAGCCGAACUUAUGCGUUGUGCAAAGGGUGUGCAAUCAGUGCCUUGAUAGUAACUUAUGUAUCGAUUCAGAGUGUAAACAUUGUGGGGAAAAUGGACUUGUUUUUAAAAGAAACCAAACCACACAGCAGUUUUGUCAAUGGUUAUUCUCUGAGGAAAAUGUUGGAGCUACCGUCGUGUGUCAUAACUUUAAGGGAUAUGAUAGCUAUCCAAUUCUACAAUACUUACAUGACAAUGCCAUCCUCCCUGAGGUCAUUACCAAUGGAACGAAAUUUAUGUCUAUCAAAGUUCCUGUAUGCAAGAUCCGCUUCAUAGACUCAAUGAAUUUCAUUCCGAUGGCUUUAACGGACAUGCCUAAAGCAUUUGGAAUCACAGAAUUAUCUAAGGGCUAUUUUCCACAUCUGUUUAAUCGAGAGGAAAAUCAAACAAAAACAAUGACAAAGUUACCAGACCUUAAGUACUACGACCCAGAUGGUAUGAAAAUAGACAAACGUUUGGAGUUCCUUGCAUGGUAUGACAUUCACAAAAAGGACGCGUUUGAUUUACAAUAUGAACUGUUAAAAUACUGCCGAUCCGAUGUGGACAUUCUGAGGAAAUGCUGUCUGAAGUUUCGUAAAUUGUUUCAGGAAAUAACGCAAAAGGAUGAAGUUCUCGGCAUAGAUCCGUUUGAAAAAUGUUUGACCAUUGCAUCGGCAUGUAAUUUGGUGUUCAGGCGAAAUUUUCUGGAGCACGAAAGUAUUGGCAUUAUUCCAACACACGGGUACAGACCUGAAGAGAAACAGUCUGUUUUAGCAUACAAAUGGUUGGCUUACCUUGCACACCAAAAAGAUAUGUACAUACAACAUGGACGAAAUGUCGGUGAAAAACAAAUAGGUCCUUACAAAGUUGACGGAUACUAUGAAACUGAAGAAGGAGAGAAAGUUGUUUUAGAAAUGAAUGGUUGCUUUUGGCACGGUUGCAACCGGUGCUUUAAAAGUAACACCGUCAAUUCCGUGAAUGAUAUGACAAUGGGUGAUCUGUAUGCCAGAACAAUGGAUAAACAACAGUAUAUAGAGUCCCUGGGAUAUACGUACGUGUCCAAGUGGGAAUGCGAUUUUAAAAAGGAAAUACAAGAUGUCCCAGGGUUGCAAGAAUUUAUCAAAUAUGUUAAUAUAGUGACCCCUUUGGAGCCACGAGAUGCGUUUUACGGUGGAAGAACAGAAGGAUUUAAAUUGUACGAAGAAGCGUCAAAGGACCAAGAAAUAAACUAUUAUGACGUUACAUCGUUGUAUCCAUAUGUUAACAAAACUGGGAAAAUACCUCUAGGGCAUCCCGAAAUUGUCACAGAAAAUUUCAAAGACAUUACUAAAUACGAGGGUCUGAUCAAGUGUAAAAUUGUACCUCCACGAGGACUCUACCUGCCUGUUUUACCCAUGAAGUCGUAUGGAAAACUGCUCUUCAGCCUAUGCAGAUCAUGCGCAGACCAAUACCAGCAGUCGCCAUGUCAGCACACUGAUAAUGAAAGAGCUUUUCAUGGUACUUGUGUUACAGAUGAGGUGAAAAUGGCCCUGUCUCAAGGUUACAAAAUACUGAAUAUCUAUGAAGUUUGGCAUUUUGAUAAGAUAUCACAGUAUGACCAAAACUCCAAAUGCGGCGGUAUAUUCACUGAAUAUGUGAAUACAUUCCUAAAAGUAAAACAGGAAGCCAGUAGGUGGCCUGAAUGGUGCAAAACAGAAGAUGACAAGCAGUCAUAUAUUCAAAGAUUUUAUGACAAAGAAGGUAUACUCUUAGACUAUGAUAGGAUAUGCAAAAAUCCAGGCCUUCGAUCCUUGGCAAAGCUGAUGCUUAACUCAUUCUGGGGCAAGUUUGGCCAACGUACAAACCUAGCACAGACGUCUUAUGUAACAGAUACAAAGGAGUUCUUUGACUUUAUGACCAGCGAUCAACAAGAAAUAAAGAACAUCCGUUUUGUAAAUGAAGAAACUGUGCAGUUAGACUGGGCUUACAAUGAAGAUUUUAUUGAGGCUUCUUCUCGGACAAACGUUGUCAUAGCUGCAUAUACAACAGCACAGGCGCGCCUGAAACUUUAUAGUUACUUACAAGGCCUAAAUGAACGCACUCUGUACUGUGACACAGAUUCAAUAAUAUUUUCAUCCAAACCAGGGCAGUUGGAAACCACCACUCGGAGAUUAUCUGGGAGAUAUGACGGACGAGGUUUCGGGAAACAAAAUUACGAACUUUGUGACUGGUGGACCAAAAAACUAUGCAUACAAAACAGAACGAUGUGA
Molecule: messenger RNA, 2535 nt
Organism: Mya arenaria
Lineage: Eukaryota; Metazoa; Mollusca; Bivalvia; Myida; Myidae
Exons: 1
Coding region: 1-2535 (844 amino acids)
Biological process (GO): DNA replication
Molecular function (GO): nucleotide binding; DNA binding; DNA-directed DNA polymerase activity
Source: RefSeq, a predicted model, not a curated record